AUGACGAUCUAUCUCAUGGGUCCUUCAAUGCACCUCCACCCUAUGAAGAUCUGGCUCAAAGGAGACAAGGAUGAUAUACUGAAUCAACUACGCCGCGAGCGGCGUCUGCCAAGCUCCCAUGCUGUUGGCUUCGAAGUCCUCUACCCUAGCUUCGGAUGGCUGCCGCUCGCCUCACGUCAAAAGCUUUGUGAUGCGGGGGUUGGUGAUGGUGCUGUUCUGCACAUACGGUCCGUCCUUCGAGGCGGUGCAAGGGGUAAAAGCAGCAGUUUGCUCGAUAAGCAGCCCACCGUGUCCGCCUCUUCUGUGUACAAGCAUCGCUGUCCACGCUGCGGCGAAGCACACGAAACUCCGCAGGCACUAGGGCGCCAUCUGAAGAAAUGCACCGGCAUACCCAGGCGCAAGGGAACCCCGCACACCAAGGCGAAGACUGCUGCAGGGAAACUGCGCCGCACAGGCGAUGGAGAUGUUGUAGAUGAGAGGGGCAUGCAAGAAGGAUCUUCGCGCGAUGCUGACGAAGAAUCUCGUCGUCGCAGAGUUCCGACAUCUGCUGACAACGCUACUGCUUCUACUCGCGAGAUGCCGCCACCUCCACCUCCACCACCGCCUCCUUCACCCCCUCCACACAGACCGCCCGCUCCCGAGCCUGAACGUAUACUCGAGCCCACGCGAUCCGGCCGACAACGCAAAUUCCCUGCGAAAUACAACGAUUUUCUACCAACAGAGCGCAUCGACACCGUCUUCCCUGCCCACCUCGCACAACCCGCUUCUCCUUCGCCUGCUCUAACGCCUCGGGCAACAGCACCACCCACCCCUUCCCCUUCGUCGCCACCGCCAUUGUCUGUACAUCCUACGCGACAGUCUGUACCUCGUAACGCUUACGAAGAGGAACUGGAGAGGGAAUAUCAGGGGCACCUAGCCAGCGGGACACCACCAAGCGAGCAUAUCGCCAAGUACGCCGAGUACAAGAGAACCGGAUGGUUCAGCUGCGAUGCCGACACAUUCGGUGUUCGCCGCGACUAUCCACAGAUUCCGAGCUAUAUUCCAGACGAAGAGAUUGGCUCCGAGGACGCAUGCGAUGGCGCUGGACUUCCGAAACCCACCGUGGAUAAGUCCUCUGCCUUCCUCAACGAUCACUCCGCCGGCGGCACUUUUGCACCUUUCCAAAACGCGACGAUCUUCCGCCUCAUGAAGUGGUUCUACAGCGCUCGAGGCGGUCUCUCGAUCCAGCUCCUCAACAACCUCAUUCACGAUGUCAUUCUACAGCCUGACUUUUGCGUAAGCGAUCUCGCUCAAUUCAGCGCAGAGAAGGAGCUUGAACGCAUGGACAAGCACGAAAUCAACCCGCAGAUCAAGGACGGCUGGCAGCGCGAGGCCGUUAAGCUCAAGAUGUCAUGCGAGAAGACGAGACAUGAGAGCGAGGACGACGCCCCAACGCUUGAAGUCCCGGGCAUCCUCUACCGACCACUCCUCAGCGUCAUACGGAACGCCUUCACGCUCCCUUCCGCCAAAUCAUUCCACUUCUUUCCCUUCCGCUCUGUUCAUGAGUCUGGCUCCGACGGCACAUCUACUCGACUUCACGGCGAAUGCUAUACCUCUAAGGCGAUGCUCGACGAACAUGAGAAGGUUCAGUCUAUCCCUUUCGAGGAGAGCACACCACCGAAUUUGCGCUCGAUAGAGUCCAUCAUUGCCGCUAUCUUUCUCUACUCUGACGCCACUGCUCUCGCGCAAUUCGGGAGCGCAUCACUGUGGCCUAUAUAUCUCUGGUUCGGCAACCAAUCGAAGUACGCCCGCGCGAAACUAUCCUCAUUCGCAGCGCACCAUCUCGCGUAUAUGCCCACGUUGCCCGACGACUGGCAGGACACAUACUACGAAGCGUUUGGCAGGAAUCCAUCAGCUGCGACCGCCACCUUUCUCAAGCGCGAGCUCAUCCAUGCCAUCUGGGACCUGCUUCUUGACGAGGAGUUUAUGCACGCGUACGAGCACGGCAUAAUUCUCGAGUGUCUGGAUGGCAUAUUUCGUCGUAUAUUUCCGCGAUUCUUCGCAUACUCGGCGGAUUAUCCUGAAAAAGUACUCCUUGCAUCUAUCAAAUCCCUCGCGCUCUGCGGCUGUCACCGGUGCAAAACGGCGAAGGCGAAGUUUGAAGAGAUGGGCACAUCCCGCGACAAGAAGCGGCGAGAGGAGGGCGCGCGCACGGACACCACCGAGCGCCAGGACCAGGUAGAGGAAGCUCGUGGGGUCAUAUUUCAGGACGGUGCGAGCGUCAAUAGUAAGGCUGUUGAGAAGAUUAUGGGUGAUGUAUGCGAGACGCCGCAACGUAAUACGUUCUCAUGGAAGUUCCUGAGCACGGGGAUGAACUACUUCUCCCUCUUCGUUGUGGAUCUCAUGCACGAAUUUGAGCUUGGUGUAUGGAAGGCCACGUUUAUACACCUGCUUCGCCUGCUUCAAGCGCAUGGGCAUGGUGCUGUGGAGGAGCUCAAUCGCCGGUAUCGUAAGGUUCCUGCGUUUGGUCGUGAUACAAUACGAAAAAUCAAGAAGAAUGUGUCGGAACUGAAGCAGGUUGCAGCUCGCGACUACGAGGAUUAUCUACAGUGUGCUAUCCCUGUCUUUGAAUGCCUCCUGCCUAGCGGCGCCAACGGCAUUGUCCUCGAUCUGCUGUUUAUCCUUGCGGUCUGGCACGCUCAGGCGAAGCUACGGAUGCACACAGACGUCACGCUUGACGAGAUGGAAACCAACACGAGCCUCUUGGGCAAGCUUAUGCGCCGCUUCAAGGAUCAGGUCUGUAGUAUGUUCAGGACGAAGGAGCUGCCUCGAGAGACCGCUGCGCGUGGUCGACGAGCUACUGCAGCGUCGAAGAAAAGCAAGGGCAAGCAGAAGGCGACCACCGACGUCCCCAAUAGCGCGACACUCGACAAGGGACCACAGUACAAGGAGUUCAACAUGAACACAUUCAAGUACCACUCAAUGCCUUACUACGUCCCCGACAUACGUCGCCUCGGUACCACUGAUAAUUACAGCACUCAGACGGGAGAGAUGGAGCAUCGUCGCGUGAAGAGAUUUGCAAGUCGCACCAGCAAGAAGGACUACGCCUCCGGUAUCUCAAAGCACGUUCAGCGCGAGGGGCUGAUACAACGGCUACGUUCGUCUUUAACAUCCGUCUUCACGCGGCAGCGAGAUGGAAAGCGACUGGACAGUGAUCCGCUCCCGCGCUCGUCACCAACUGUUCAUCACGAUAUGGCGACAUCUCAGAGGAACUGGGUGAAUAUCUACGACUUCGAAUACCAAGAUGCGCGCGGAGACCCUGCCGCCAAGGAUUUCUCUGAGCGAUUGAGGACGCACCUCCUCCACCGUCUGGGCAAGCAGCCGGAAACCGGCGACUCAUUCUCGGACAAGGAGCACGGUAUGCUCAACAUCAUCAAGAACCGCCUCUACAUUCACAAGUGCCUCCGAAUUAACUACACAACUUACGAUAUUCGACGCGACCAGGACGUGAUCAACCCGUCUUUCCAUUCCGACAUCCAUGUUCUUGCUCGCGACGACGACGAUCACCCAUUCUGGUAUGCCCGUGUUCUCGGGAUCUUCCACGUCAACAUCAUCGACCGGUUCUCCUCCUCGCGCGAGGCUGUUGCUAUCCCCAUUCUUUGGGUGCGAUGGUACAACUUCGACAAGGCUUACCGCAGCGGAUGGGCAGAGAGGCGACUUCACCGCAUUGGCUUUGUGCCCGGAGACGGACCCGACGCUUUCAACUUUAUUAAUCCUGCGGACAUCGUGCGCGCCUCCCACCUGAUCCCCGCCUUCGCACUCGGUCUUACAAGAGAGCUCUUGCCGCCGUCAUCUCUCGCCCGCCCUGGCUGUGAUGAUACCGAGGACGCAGACUAUGCACGCUACUACGUGAACAUGUUCUCCGAUCGCGACAUGUUCAUGCGGUAUCGUGGCGGCGGCAUCGGACACAAAGGUAUCGCGGAAGCGACCCGAAUAUUCCUUGAAGACCGCGAAGUCUAUGCCGACUCUGAAGAUGAAGAAGGCACUAUUGAAGACGAGGUUAUGACUGACGUCCCAACGACAGAAGUCCGGGACGAUUAUCAGCCGGAGGAUAUGCAGCAGCCAGCUCCAGAAGCACCGUCGGACGAGUUUGAUGACGAAUUUUGGGACUCUGAUGCCGAAGAAGAUGGACAGCCUACUGGGCACCAGUCAGCCGCUGAAGAGGCACUCGACCUUGGAGAUGGUAUAGAGGAAGACUCGGAUCUUGAGGAAGGGUACGGUGCCCUCUAA
Molecule: messenger RNA, 4269 nt
Organism: Schizophyllum commune H4-8
Lineage: Eukaryota; Fungi; Basidiomycota; Agaricomycetes; Agaricales; Schizophyllaceae
Exons: 11
Coding region: 1-4269 (1422 amino acids)
Source: RefSeq, a predicted model, not a curated record